AUUUAUGUAAGAGUUUGGUCACCCCACUAGGAAACGUCAAUUUGUUAUUUAUCUGUGAUGGAAAUUGUUCAAAAUGGCUGAGACAGAAACCGAUAAUAACAGUAUUAUCAGAUCCGAAAGAAAUAAUAGGAAUACAGUGCCUGCCAAUGGACCCCGUCGCGUUACUAUCUAUAAAACUGAGACCGGAUUUGGUUUUAACGUGCGCGGUCAAGUGUCUGAAGGGGGGCAGUUGAGAUCGAUUAACGGUGAACUUUAUGCUCCUCUGCAGCAUGUCAGCGCUGUCCUGGAGAAUGGGGCGGCUGAGCAAGCUGGCAUCAGGAAGGGAGACCGAAUACUUGAAGUCAACGGCGUGAACGUCGAAGGCUCCACACAUAGACAAGUGGUGGACCUCAUCAAGUCUGGAGGCGACUGUCUCACUCUCACCGUCAUCUCUGUCACACAAAGAGAAGCAGAACGCCUAGAGCCAUGCGACGACGGUUCAGCGCCUGUAGGCGUUAUCGGUGGAGCCGCCAACUCCCGCGCCACAGUUUACCAACGUUACGACUACACUGACAAACGUUCCCUCCCUGUGUCCAUCCCCGACUAUCGUAUAGUGAUGGAGAGGAAUACGGGGAGGUCGUACGUUGCCUUCAACGUACAUAUGGCGGGCAGACACCUGUGCAGUAGGCGGUACAGAGAGUUCGCUGCGUUACAUCACACUCUUAGAAAGGAAUUUUUAGGUUUCAACUUUCCUAAGCUACCCGGUAAAUGGCCAUUUACAUUAAGUGAGCAGCAAUUGGAUGGCAGGAGGAGAGGUCUUGAACAGUAUUUAGAAAAGGUAUGCGCGGUCCGGGUAAUAGCAGAAUCAGAUGCUGUCCAGGAAUUCCUGACAGAUUCGGACGACUCCUCAAAUCCCACCCCAGUAGACUUGAAAGUACUUCUCCCUGAUAAAGAAGUGGUUACCGUCAGUGUACUCAAGUCUACAAACGCAGACGAUGUCUACAGAGCCGUUUGCGAAAAGAUCGGACUGUCGAAGUCUGUGCAAAAAUAUUUCUAUUUAUUCGAAAUUGUUGAGUAUAAUUUUGAACGUAAGCUCCAACCGAAUGAGUGUCCUCACUCGCUAUACAUACAGAACUACUCGACGGCGUCUAGCAGUUGUCUCUCAAUACGCAAGUGGCUGUUCAACCCUCGUACUGAAAUAUCUGUCGUCGCUGAAGACUCUACUGCUGCCGCGUUUAUAUUCUGGCAGGCGGUGGAAGACGUGAAUCGCGGCGUAUGCGUGGCGGGCGCGCGUCUGUACCAGCUGAAGGCUCUGCAGACAGUCCGGCGCGCCGCCGACUACCUGGCGCUGGCGCGGUCCCUGCCCGGCUACGGACACGUCGCCUUCCCGGCCGCGCGCGCAGACCGCACCGACCGCACCGAUCGCGCCGACCGUACCGAGCGCAGCGACCCGCUGUGCGUGGCGCUGGGCUGGCCCGGCCUGUCGCUGCACGCGCCCGACCCCGACCCCGCGCGCCCCGCCGCGCCGCCCGCAGAUAUCCCCUGGCGGGACGUCCGCGACUGGCGCGCUGACGAUGAAGCCGCCGCGGCACGAAUCACCUACACGAGAAACGAUAACCACACACGUACUCUCACACUCUAUACGCCAUAUUACCAAUUCUUAUGUAACUGCAUGGACAGAAUAGCCGAAGAAGCAAACUGGGUAGACACUGGGGAAUAAACAUCGUCCCAAGACGCCCACACACAACAUAAGAUGUAAGCUACGGAAACGGUAUUAUGCCACUUCAACGUCACAAUGUUUGGUAGAAAAAAGUAUUUAUUACCUGGCAACAUUAACACAAAGUAUUGCCACCUCAUACAAUUUCUACCAAAAUGGCGGCGCGAGAGUAUUAGUUCGUUAUUCUUAUUAUAAAAUAAUAUUAAAAAUAAUUAUUUAUCCUAAACCUUUUCAAUACAUACCUUCUAGUUGUAAUUAUACUAGCAAUAUUAGUUUUCAAACAAAAUGUCACAAAAAGAGUCGAAUUUGUUCCUUGAUAUAGAAUAUAUUAUGAGUGGUUGUCAAGCCAUUCUCGGAUAAAGACAAAAUUCUACUUCGUAGUCAUUGUAAUUUAUAAAAUUUAUUUAAAUUUUCGUGUCAUUUUGUAUGAAAACUUCAAUCCGUAAUAGGGAAAUAAUUGUUCCCUGGACGCAAUAUCAAGAUAUAAACUGUAGAUGAGUAUAUUAUACUAUUUAACUUUUAAGCAGUGCUUAUAAAGAAUUAUCUGUAGAGUAAUUACAAUUAUCCAGUUUACGAUUUGAAUGAAUAUUGGGAGAUAAUAAAAAAGUGUAAAACUCAAAGAUUUUGUUAUUAUUAACUUUGAAUGCUACUGAUAUUCAGUGGCGUUGUAAAGUCUUCUAAAACUACCAAAAUCGUAAGAUAUUCCCGAUAUUCUUUAGUCAGUCGUGUCACUCAAGGUCUCUCUCCCUAACUUAGGUAUUAUGUACUUACAAUAUUAUAAUACGAUUUUAUUUAGAUCUGCUUCAUACUAUACGCAAAAUCAUUUUAAUUUAUACCUUAAUCUAUCAUUAUAUGGGUAGAAAUAGAUCAUUAAUUACAUGGCUCUGUGCUCAGAGUGAUUUAAUGCUUACUUUACCUAGUUCUUUGUAAUUGUUUUCGCAAUGAAAUCAUUUCUAAAGAAUAGUUUGAGCAGUCAUUAAAGGCUCUGAGUAUGGAACUUAGUCUAAAUAUUUUUAUUAAAACAAUCCAUCGAUCGAAUUGUUCGAAAAUAGUUUAAUAUAAUAUGUAGGGAAAUGUUUUUAUUUACAUUUAUAAUAUUAUACGCAUCGUAAUAGCAGCUGAAAGCGCAGUUUUAUUUAUAAGACAAUUUUAUUUAGUUGUAUUUUUAAUAUAUUCGUGUAGUAAUCGUAGUGAUGUGAAUCAUUAACGCAUUUACAGUGAUAAUGUAAAAUAUAUUACAAAUUAACUUUAAAUCAAUAAUCUUCAUUAUGUAGGUUAUUUUGUUUGUAAAAUAUAUUUAAUCAUAUCAAUAAACAGUUCUAUUUAUUACGAAAAUAUCGAUCAAUCAAUCGUUUGUUGUUUGUCUAAGUCACUAGAUGGCGUUGUUCUCAAAAAAACAAGGUAAACUUGAAUGAUGUAUUUUUCAAAAAAUGUUGAUUAAAUAUGUUUUACAAAUAAAGACGUUAAGAAUAUCAUUAAUAGGGAUUAAGUAAAAUCAAUUAUAUAUUAUAGUUCGUGAGGUGUACGUGUUAGGUGUUUGAGUAACCGCCUUUAUACUAUUAUCAUUUUUAGAGUUUAUUUGUGGCUGUUUAAGUGAUACAUGUAAUACAUUAACAAAUAUAUAAAAAUGGCCUCUACGUAACUUAAAU
Molecule: messenger RNA, 3345 nt
Organism: Spodoptera exigua (beet armyworm)
Lineage: Eukaryota; Metazoa; Arthropoda; Insecta; Lepidoptera; Noctuidae
Source: the annotation of a GenBank genome assembly